Molecule: messenger RNA, 1404 nt
Organism: Fraxinus pennsylvanica
Lineage: Eukaryota; Viridiplantae; Streptophyta; Magnoliopsida; Lamiales; Oleaceae
Source: the annotation of a GenBank genome assembly
AUGUCCAACAUCUUUUCUUACGCCAUUGUAGUAGUUCGUGAACUACCUUAUUCGAAAAUUGUUGGCGAUAGCAUAAAUCUGAUAAUAACCAAGCCUGGUUAUGACACAAUCACAAAUCUGUGUGAAUAUGUGAAAUGUGUUGUGAAUAUCAUUUCGGGUCAUCCAGUUGUAAUAGAACCUCAUCUUCCGAAAGUGGAUGCACUUGUAGCUGCUUGGCUUCCGAGAACCGAAGUGCAAGGUGUUUCUGAUGUUUUAUUCGGUGACCAUGGUUUUACUCGCAAACUAGCACGGAAUGAAAGGCAACACAGUAUAUCUGGCCAUAGACAGAUUGGAUCACUUUUAUUAGUUGCCCACCAAAAAGAACAUUCUUUUUUUAGAUGGAAGAUGAUGAAAAGCAUAUGUCUUGAAGAAUUUUCUGAUAGUGAUCCUUCAACAGUGACUACUUGCAAGCACGAGUUUCAUCUUCAGUGCAUUCUUGAAUGGUGCCAGAGAAGCUCCCAGUGCCCCAUGUGUUGGCAAACCAUCAGCCUGAAGGAUCCUAGCAGCCAAGAAUUGCUUGAUGCUGUGGAACAUGAGAGGAACCUGAGAAUGAAUCCACCUAGAAACACCACUAUAUUUCAUCAUCCAACCUUGGGAGACAUCGAAUUACAGCAUUUACCAGUUAGUGGAAGUGAUUCUGAACUUGAAGAACGUAUUAUUCAACACUUAGCUGCUGCUGCUGCUAUGGGAAGGGCUCGUCAGCUUGGUAGGAGGGAAGGUCAUAGGAGUAGGUCAUCUACUCAAGGCCGUCCCCAUUUUCUGGUGUUUUCAACUAAUCCAAAUUCUUCUUCUGCUUCUUCUUCCCCUGCUCAUAGAGGUGGAGUCGGAACACCUCCUACAGUCAUGAUAGCUGGCCCAAAUUCUCCAUUUAUUACUGUAGAAGAUGAUUCUCCACAAAUUACUUCACGGCCAUCUUCUGCUCAAGCUGAUUUGGUUACAACCUCAGCCUCAGGAUCAAGCGCUGUUGCAAUACAACUUGGAAUUUCCUCUAGCAAUCAGAGGUCUCCUGCUCAGACUUCCCCUAGCAGUCAAGAUAUAGCUGGACCAUCAGAUUUGCAGUCAUUCUCAGAGUCUCUCAAAUCUCGCCUAGGUGCAUUGUCAACAAGAUACAAAGAGUCGAUAACCAAGAGCACAAGAGGCUGGAAGGAGAGACUGUUUGCUCGCAAUAGUUCAACGCCUGACCCUGCCACUGAAGUUCAUAGAGAUGUUGAUCCAGAGGAUAGCUCAACUCCAGUUCCAGCUGAACAACACACCGUAGAGAUGGAUGUUGCAUCAACUCAUCGGUUUCCUUUUCACAGUGAAUUCCAUUAUUCGGAGAUUUUCUCUGCUGUCAUGAUGCCUCCAGCAUAUGGUAAUCGUAACUAA